CCGGUCUCGGUUGGUCUCGGCUUUCCAGUCCUGUAACGAUAGGACUAUCAACUGAAUAUAAUUCACAUUCUUUGGCUAUUCGUGACCGUCACUUUGACUCGCUUACGAGGGCGAGACUGAAUAUUGAGAAGGCAUGGAGGACGAUCCGAGGGUAGAGGACUUGCCAGAUGACUUAACACCCUUGAUUACUCGAACAACUGUGGACCACGUUACCGGAGGUGCAUUUGGCGAUGUUUGGAAAUGCAAUUACAAUGCAGAUGGUAUUUCAGCCCUCGUUGCGAUCAAGGCCUUCAGGUUUUCAGGGAGGGAUGAUUUAGAGACGAUCAACAGGAAUAUUAGCCGAGAAAUUGGCAUUUUGAAGAUUCUACGCCAUAACAACAUUGUACCGUUGUGGGGUAUAGCGACAGGAUUUGGACGAAUGCCAGAGUUGCGCUGUUUGGUGUCUCCGUGGAUGCCAAACGGCACGUUGACUGCCUACCUAACAUCUAACCACGACGAUCUAACAGUCCUGGACCGUUCGCGUAUGCUAGAGGAUGUCAGUGCUGGACUUCGUUACUUGCAUUCCGAGUCGGUCAUGCACGGGGAUAUAACAGGGGCAAAUAUACUGAUUGACAAGAGAGGCCAUGCAAGGCUGAUUGAUUUCGGUCUUUCCACCAUUGUCCGACCCCUUCUCGGCCAGUCGCAUUUGGCUAUAUCAUCCGUCCGUCCGGGUGCAAUCCGCUAUGCAGCACCAGAACUCGUUCUACUAGAUAAUUCCCGUGAGCUGCCGGUGCCUUUGGAAAAAGCUGAUAUCUACUCCUUUGGUUGUAUAAUGCUUCAAAUUCUCUCGGGUCGACGGCCUUGGUCUGAGAUCUCGGGGGAAACACUCAUCAUCGUUGCAAUGUCACAAGGCCGUGGACCGCAACGCCCCGAUGGUCAUCCUGCCAUAAUAGACUUGGAUUGGGAGUUCAUCCAAAAAUGUCUGCAAUUCGGACCCGAACCUCGACCUUCAGCGGAAGACGUGCUUAACUUUGUCAUGCAUAGGUUUUACUCCCCAGGUUCUUCUAGACCGCCUGACGACCCCCCCGAUGAUACGCAAGACAACUCCCCUGAAACUUCCCCGCAUGGUAAUUCUUAUGACUCGAAUGAAGAAUCGUACUCGGUUGAGGAGGAAUCAUUCCCUGAGAGUCUACCGCUCUACACUGGUUUCUCCACCCGUGGUCCAACACCCAGUAAGUUGUCAGUAGAGCAAUUCUUGGUGCUUCUCAUCAAAAUCACAUAGGCGGCAUGACUUACAGCUAUAGCAUAACGCGCAAUCGCACUAGGCUCAGAACCUUCGAAAAGGCGCCGGGAAACUUGGAUAGAGAUGGUAGGAAACAUGCAGGGCGGACGGGGCAAACGGAGCAGAUAGAGCGGACGGGACAGAUGGAUGUAUCGGGGUCACGAUGCUCUGAUGAAGAUCAAGGAGGUGUGGACUCCCAAAACUAAUCAUACAUAUAUAUUGGCGCGCGAGUUUGAAGUUUGAGUCCUUGGAUGACCCGUAUUUAUGACACCCAACAGGUGAAGCCACUAUUUUUGUCUUAAUGUAUCGGAUACUCCCUAGACUGUUGCACCGCUGUCCGCGUGCGAUGUAAAUGGCAGGAAGGCCCGACAGGCUGAGCCACAAUAUCUAACUCGGUAGUGACACACCAAUGUUCUUUCCUUCUGGGUUCGCUUGACCGAUGGCUACAAAAUGUUGAACGUGCG
This is a messenger RNA of Suillus subalutaceus, 1725 nucleotides long. Its product is annotated as kinase-like domain-containing protein. Lineage: Eukaryota; Fungi; Basidiomycota; Agaricomycetes; Boletales; Suillaceae. Gene Ontology annotation, biological process: protein phosphorylation. Gene Ontology annotation, molecular function: protein kinase activity; ATP binding. The record is from RefSeq and is a predicted model, not a curated record. The coding region runs from base 134 to 1261 and encodes 375 amino acids. The transcript has 9 exons.